CGCCAAGAGAGCUCCCCUAUCAAGCCUUUGUUGUCGCACGUCUGCAAUUCUAGCAUGGCGGCUCCUAAUCCUACUCGGCAGCUAAAUUGGAAAACCGACACCGCCGAGCUUGAGUCCCUUACGUUCAUCAACUGGGAGACCCUUGAACAGUAUGCAAGCAAGGCUCGACGUGCACUAGAAGGGGCUGAUUUUGCAUGCCGGCUCUCUUUUGACUACAACAUGGGCGGGCUGCACGUUGUGAGGCGUCUCAUCUUUGAUGACGGCUACGAAUGGCUGGCCAGGCUCCAGCUCGAGCCGCCGACGCCAGAGUCCUGCCAGCGCCUGCAGAACGAAGUUGAUGCCAUGGCAGCCGUCAGGUAUCAAUCCAAAAUUUCCGUCCCGCGCGUCUUUGCCUACGACAUCAGCGAUGCCAGCGGCGUCGGCGCUGCCUUCAUGCUGAUGGAGUUCAUUCCCGGUGAUACGGCUAUGGAUUCGUUUGGCGGUUGGGACGUUCACAAGGGAGAGACCCCUACGCAGUUCAAGGAUAAGUUCUAUGCGGCUCUGGCCCACAUCCAGGUCGAGAUGGCGGCGGUGCGCUUCCCCAAAAUCGGAUCAAUCGUUGGCAGUGGCGGACAGUUCGAAGUCGGGCCCAUCCCUGGCAUUGGUGGGCCGUUCGACACUGCUGCGCAAUACUUCGAGGCGUGGGCAAAGGUAGCCAAGUUCCCUUACAAGGAGGAAACUAUACGGCCCCGAACCCCAGCAGACUUGGUCGACGAGGUCCUCGCAGCAAUCCGUUCGUUCCCGUCGGGGAUUCGAGAUCUAGCUCGGUGGUUCCCCUUCCAGGACGGCCCUUUCCCGCUCAUCCACACCGACUUGUACAGCAGUAAUAUUAUCAUUGACGAGAACUACAAUGUAUUGUCGGUGAUCGACUGGGAGAACGCAUUCGUCGGGCCAUGGGAGCUGGUCGAAUUCAACAAGGAGCUUUCCAUCGUCCCGCCCGUCAUGGACGGCCCACUCUACCGAGACACCGAGUCCGAUAUCGCCAUGCGUCUUGCUCGUGCAGAGUUCGUAAAGACUGUUCGGGAGGCUGAGGAAAGACGACGGUCGGAUAAAAAGCUAUCUGAUGUAUUGGCUGAUGAGGAGGUGCAGGCCCUGUCUCAUGCAUUUUGGCUGUACGGCGAUGGUCGGAUCGGAUUCUACGACAGAGUUCUCAGGCUCUUGGACUACAGGCGCGUCCCCGAGGCGCAACCCGAAUGAUGGACACGCCUUCGCAGAGGGGUGUCAGCCUCCUCGGUACACCUACUCUUACGCAGUUGGCUCUCAGGCGGUGCGAUUCGGUUGCCCUUAAUCGGUUGGUCGUGCAGUGAACAGCAUUUGUCCGUGUUAACCAAGCAACAACGCCGCGUGCUCGACACCGUACCCUGGCGCCUGUGAGUCGUUCGACACCAUCAAACAGUGCUGGUCUUUACUAGUAGGCAUCAUGAUAUCAGUCACUUCAAGUGAUUCUACGUUCCAA
Diaporthe batatas is the source of this 1495-nucleotide messenger RNA. RefSeq lists its product as uncharacterized. Bases 55 to 1236 code for a protein of 393 amino acids. The transcript has a single exon. NCBI's taxonomy places the organism in Eukaryota, Fungi, Ascomycota, Sordariomycetes, Diaporthales, Diaporthaceae. The record is from RefSeq and is a predicted model, not a curated record.